Sclerotinia borealis F-4128 is the source of this 2424-nucleotide messenger RNA. NCBI's taxonomy places the organism in Eukaryota, Fungi, Ascomycota, Leotiomycetes, Helotiales, Sclerotiniaceae. The record is from the annotation of a GenBank genome assembly.
AUGGCUCCAACUCCUACUGGUCACUCCCAUCGGAGUACAACAAAAACAACUCAAAAAGCUUUUAAGUCAAGAAAGGCUUCGAAAGGUUCAUUGAAGGAAUUGUCAAAAGGUAAGGUGCAAGAUUUGAGUCACCGAAAAUCUCCUCACCAACAACUUAUGUCAAAGUUCGAUCGUCGUAACCAAGCCCGCCAGAAGCAAAAUACAAAGCAUAAGGAACACCAAAGGGAUUUGAAUGUCUUCCAGGGACGCGACGGCGCACCAAGAAUAGUUGCCCUUGUACCGCUGUGCGAUGACGCAAAUGCUGCAGCCGCAGUACGGAGUUUGACUGAAAGUCUGGAUGUUGAGAUUGAUGUCCCAGAAGAAGGAAUCAUCCGUGCCGAUAUCGACAGAUUCAAGCAGAAAGUUCAAUAUAUCAUUACCAAGAAAGAAUUGUUUAGCUGCAUGAAUGCUGGUAGAGUGGCAGACUUUGUGGUUUUUAUUUUAUCACCGGAACAAGAAGUGGAUGAGUUAGGUGAACUCAUUAUCCGCAGCGUCGAAAGCCAGGGAUUGUCGACUACCUUGACCGUUGUUCAAGGGCUGGACCAGGUUGAGCCACCAAAACGAAGACCUGGAAUCCUUUCUUCGCUCAAAUCCUACGUACAGCAUUUUCAUCCGGAUCAAGAAAAAGUGCACAAUCUAGACUCGAGGCAAGAAUGUGUCAAUCUCAUGCGAUCAUUGUGUACAUUGGCCCCGAAAGGAAUUCGAUGGAGAGAAGAAAGGAGCUGGAUGUUAAUCGAUGAGGUUCAGUGGCCAACGAACGAACAGGAAAAUGUCGUCUUGACUGGCUUCGUCAGAGGUAAAGGGUUGAAAGCAGAAAGAUUGAUCUCAGUUGGAGACUGGGGUGAUUUUCAAAUCGAGAAGAUAACAGCUGCACCAUUGACCUCUAAACACAGACGCACGGAAGAAAUGGCCUCGGAAGAUUCCAAUGAUGAGACUAUACUUGAAACGCCCGGUGAUGAGCAGGAUGAUCUUGCAGAACUUGCGCCCGAAGAAGUGAUGAUGGAGGAUGACGGAGAUGCCACCAUGUCGGUAGCUACAACAGAGAAGCGAGGAGUACUUCUUGAUGAUCACCACUACUUUUCUGACGACGAGACGCAUCUACCAGCUGUACCCAAACGACUUCCUAAAGGCACUUCCAACUAUCAAUCGGCAUGGUUCCUCGGUGAUCAUUUCUCGGACUCGGGCUCUGAUAUGGAAGACUUUGACGAAGAAAUGUCAAUGGAUACACCUGCUCUUCCUCAAGAUGGAGUCGAAGGGUUCGCGCCAAGAGAGCCUACAGAAUUUGCGCCAUCAGAAUACCCACAAUCGGAGAUGUUCCUGGAUCCAAAUCCGGACGAUGAAGCCGAAGCAGAACAACUAGCCGCGUUCAGAGGACGUAAAAAUGACGAGGCAGCAGAAGAUCGUGAAUUUCCAGAUGAAAUUGAGCUUCACCCGAAUGUUCUAGCACGUGAACGUCUUGCAAAAUUUCGCGGUCUGAAGAGUCUGCGCACCAGUCCUUGGGAGGAAGCUGAAGACAGAGCACAUGAACCAGAAGAUUGGAGACGCCUACUUCAAGUACCUGACUACAAAUCAUCUCGUAGCCAAGUCAUACGCGAGGCAUUAGUCGGUGGAGUUGCUGCAGGAACUCGAGUUCACAUCCACCUUCGUAACGUACCCAUUUCGUUACAAUCAACAUACAAUACUUCUCAGCCUUUAAGCGCAUUUUCUCUUCUCCGCCACGAGCACAAACGGGCUGUCUUGAACAUCAAUUUUACACUCAGCUCAGACUAUCCAUCACCAAUCAAAUCCAAGGAUGAAUUGAUUGUGCAAUGUGGGCCUCGUCGCUUCGUUGUCAACCCUCUUUUCUCUCAAGGUGGCAACACUCCCAAUGAUGUACACAAAUUCGAUCGUUUCCUUCACCCCGGUCAAUCAACCGUCGCUUCCUUCACUGGACCUCUUUCAUGGGGUUCCAUUCCAACUCUUUUCUUCAAACGACCUUCCGAAUCUGCGCCAUCAUCCGCGCCUCUCCUUUUGAUUGGUACUGGCACAUCUCUACCGCCAUCUACCUCUCGAAUUAUCGCUAAGCGUAUCAUUCUAACUGGCCACCCUUACAAAAUUCACAAGAGGCUUGUUACUAUCCGCUACAUGUUCUUCAAUCGUGAAGACGUCGAAUGGUUCAAAGCACUUCAGUUAUGGACUAAGAGAGGAAGAAGUGGUUUUAUUAAGGAGAGCUUGGGUACUCAUGGAUAUUUCAAAGCUACAUUUGAUGGCAAGAUCAAUCCUCAAGAUGCCGUUGGAGUUAGUUUAUACAAGAGGAUGUGGCCAAGAAAUGCAAGGGCUUGGGACCCCAUCUCGGAGGGACUUUUGGCAGAUUCAGCAGCGGACAAGGACGUCGCAAUGGAAUAG